UUGUAGGUAGAGCACAUGCUAAAUGAUAGGUUAAUGCAAUUUGUCAAUAUUGAUUUGCAAGAUGUCAAGGAAGCGCGGAAACGUUUUGACAAAGUUUCUGUCACAUAUGAUCAGGCACGUGAGAAGUUUCUUUCAUUGAAGAAGAGCACUAGGGUUGAUGUAGCUGCUGUGGUAGAGGAGGAAUUGUACAAUGCAAGAUCCUCAUUUGAGGAAGCCCGCUUCCAACUGGUCAGUUCUCUCUCUAAUGUUGAAGCCAAAAAGAGGUUUGAGUUUUUGGAGGCCAUUAGUGGGACAAUGGACGCUCACCUUCAAUUCUUCAAAAAGGGAUAUGAGCUAUUACAUCAUAUGGAACCCUUCAUUAACCAGGUCUUGGCUUAUGCACAAAAGUCAAGAGAAUCUUCCAACUAUGAGCAGGAAUCUCUUCAUAGAAGGAUGCAGGAGUAUAUAAGGCAGAUUGAUCGAGAAAGUAAGAAAUCCUUGAAUGGUUCUAAUGGUUCUCCCAAGGGAGACAGAAAAACAAGACCUUUUCCAAGGAAUUCAAAUAAAGUGAUAGAGGCAGUUAUGCAAUCUGCCGCCAAGGGAAAGGUUCAAACCAUUCGACAAGGAUAUCUCUCAAAGCGGUCUUCUAAUUUGAGAGCGGAUUGGAAGAGAAGAUUUUUUGUUCUUGAUAGCCGAGGGAUGCUGUAUUAUUAUCGGAAACCAUGGAGCUGGAAUUCUGCAUCUGCAAAUCUCGCUUCUGCACAGAAAAAUAAUCAAUCUGAAAAUGGUCAUGGGUUGCUGAGCCGGUGGCUUUCUUCUCAUUACCACGGCGGUGUAAACGAUGAAAAAUCUGCAGCACAACACACUGUGAAUCUUUUGACCUCAACAAUUAAGGUUGAUGCCGAUCAGUCAGAUUUAAGGUUCUGCUUCAGGAUUAUCUCUCCAACAAAAGUCUACACUUUACAGGCAGAGAAUGCGGCAGACCAAAUGGACUGGAUCGAUAAAAUAAAUGGAGUAAUUGCUUCUCUACUGAGUUUUCAGAUGCCGGAGAGGAGUCUUUCUGCUGAUCCCAUUGAAUUCGAUUAUUGCUCGGCAACCGGCAGCGAAAGUGGUUCAUAUGUGGAUUGCGCAGAUGUUGAUCACACAACACUUGAGGAUUACACAUCUCGAAGCCUUUCGUCCGAAAAUCUUUUACUUAUGUCUAGAAGUUCGGGAGACAUGGAUAAUAAUAUGAAGGGUGAAAAGCCAAUCGAUUUGUUGAGAAGAGUAUAUGGGAAUGAUAAAUGUGCUGAUUGUGGUGCAUCUGAGCCAGACUGGGCAUCGUUAAACCUUGGUAUUCUUAUAUGUAUCGAAUGUUCUGGUGUUCAUCGUAAUCUUGGAGUUCAUAUAUCAAAGGUGAGAUCACUGACACUAGAUGUUAAAGUGUGGGAAUCAUCUGUAAUAAAUCUAUUUCAGUCACUGGGAAAUGUCUAUGCAAACUCAAUCUGGGAGGAGUUGUUGCACUCUCGGAGUGAAAAUGGAAAAUUUUUUCCACCAGAUAACAGGACUAGGGGAGCCUCCAAGAUUGACAGAAGUAAACAGUUUAUUGUGCGAAAACCUAGUCAUGAUGAUUCUAUAGCAGUAAAGGAGUACUACAUUCAUGCCAAGUAUGCAGAAAAAAUUUUUGUUCACAGGUCAAAGGAGACUGAGCAUCUCCUUUCAGUGGCGCAAGAGGUGUGGGAAAGUGUCCGUGAUAAUGACAAGAAAGCAGUCUACCGCCAAAUUAUCUGCUCUAAAGUCAAUGUCAAUGCGAUCCAUGGGCAAGCUUCAUAUCAACCUCUUUCUUUGGUGAAAUCGAUGCAACAAGAAAAUCUGGAAAACAGUAAAAGAAAAUCCGAUUCCUUUUCAGAGGAAUCAUUUGAGGAUACGUUGCGCUAUUUGGACUCGUUGAGUGAGCAUGAAGAUGAGCAGAUAGAAGGGUAUUCUGAUGGCUGUUCACUGCUUCAUCUUGCCUGCCUGACUGCUGAUAUUGGCAUGGUGGAACUUCUCCUACAGUACGGUGCAAACAUAAAUGCUCUUGAUUCAAGAGGUAGAACGCCGUUGCAUCAUUCUGCAAUUAGUGGGAAAACUGCCGUUGCAAAACUGCUGCUUGCAAGGGGAGCUGAUCCGCAAGCUGUUGAUAGAGAUGGUAAAACUCCAUUCCAGCUAGCAUCUAAAUCCUUACACCAGAAUGAGGUUUUUGGCACAAACAGAUGUGACACAAGAAGAGAAUUACCCAAAGGAAGAGAAAGGGGGAUUUCCAGUAAGGUUUGAUUAGACGACCGUUGUGUAAUUAUCAUAGACAAAUGGCACUGUCUGCCUCCUCCUGCCUUCGGUUCAAACCCAACAUAUGUAAUGUAGUCAUGAGGUUGAGGACUUCUAUCAAUCCCAAAAAAAAAAAAAGGGCUUGCGUUGAGGGCUACAAUCACGUUUUUUACGGUUGAGGCUCUGAUGUAGGUGCUCUUCUGCCUCUUCAAUAGUUGUCAUUCUCCCUUUAUUAGGAUUUAGGUCCCUGUACAUAAGAACUCAGAAAUUCCAUGACACAAUGCCAGCAGGAAAAUGCACAAUGCUCAACCUUUAAGGACAAAUCAUUUAGUAAAAAAAUAAAAACUAACACCAUUUGAAAAUCAAGUACAUCUUCUCAAGAAAGAUGUUUUAUUAAGGGGGGAACAUUAGUUAGUAAUGCUGAAACUUAGUUUAUAAACUGUUGUAAAUUUUCUGUCACAUAUAAAACUGGGAUUUGAUAGCGCCCAGUAUGUAGAAAUAAAAUUCACAUGUUUAUGCA
Molecule: messenger RNA, 2782 nt
Organism: Mangifera indica (mango)
Lineage: Eukaryota; Viridiplantae; Streptophyta; Magnoliopsida; Sapindales; Anacardiaceae
Product: ADP-ribosylation factor GTPase-activating protein AGD1-like
Exons: 15
Coding region: 16-2271 (751 amino acids)
Cellular component (GO): cytoplasm
Molecular function (GO): GTPase activator activity; protein binding
Source: RefSeq, a predicted model, not a curated record